This is a messenger RNA of Empidonax traillii (willow flycatcher), 718 nucleotides long. RefSeq names its product RAB29, member RAS oncogene family (gene RAB29). Gene Ontology annotation, cellular component: trans-Golgi network; Golgi apparatus; vesicle. The transcript has 5 exons. Lineage: Eukaryota; Metazoa; Chordata; Aves; Passeriformes; Tyrannidae. Bases 1 to 654 code for a protein of 217 amino acids. Gene Ontology annotation, molecular function: GTPase activity; GTP binding. Gene Ontology annotation, biological process: vesicle-mediated transport. The record is from RefSeq and is a predicted model, not a curated record.
AUGACCGGCGGGGCCGGGGCCGGGGCCGGGGCCGGGAUGGGGCAGCGCGAUCGCAUGUUCAAGGUGCUGGUGGUCGGGGACGCCACGGUGGGCAAGACAUCGCUGGUGCAGCGCUACGCGAACGACAGCUUCAACCGGCACUACAAAUCCACCGUGGGAGUGGAUUUCGCCCUCAAGGUGGUUCAGUGGUCGGAGUCGGAGACGGUGCGGCUGCAGCUCUGGGACAUCGCAGGACAGGAACGUUUCACGUCCAUGACCCGCCUGUACUACAGGGAGGCCUCAGCCUGUGUCAUCAUGUUUGAUGUCACCAACAUCAGCACGUUCAGCAACAGCCAGAAGUGGAAGCAGGAUUUGGACAGCAAACUCCUGCUGCCAGAUGGGAAUCCCGUGCCUUGCCUGCUGCUGGCCAACAAGUGUGACCUUUCCCCCUGGGCAGUGACAAGGGAAGAAGUGGAUCGGUUCAGCAAGGAAAACGGCUUUUCGGGAUGGGUGGAGACAUCUGUCAAGGAAAACAAGAAUAUCAACGAGGCCAUGAGAGUGCUGAUUGAAAAGAUGAUGUCCUCAUCCACGGGUGAUGGAAGUUCCUCCACUGCUGGGAGUGGGGAUUAUAUUAACUUUAAAGAGACCUCCCCACCAGGCUGGGCGUGUUGUUAGAGCCCCUGACACUCCAGCUCCUCGGGUCUGGCACUGAUGGUCCUUCUGUUAUCAUCAUCCUAUC